CGCGCGCUGCCUAUCCUCCGGUCCCGGCGGCUCGUGCGCCCGUCUCUCUUGCAUUCUCUCGUCUCUCCUUAUAACGUCGGGACGGCGGGGCGCAUGCGCGCGCGACUCCCGAGCUCUUCUGGUUAGAGUAUCCAUUUUGAUCACAUAGUUACCGAAAUCAAACAUGGCAGAUAUCGAAGAUACUCAUUUUGAGACCGGAGACUCUGGUGCUUCUGUUACAUACCCGAUGCAAUGCUCAGCACUGCGUAAGAAUGGUUUUGUCAUGCUAAAGUCUAGACCUUGCAAGAUCGUGGAAAUGUCCACUUCUAAAACUGGAAAACACGGUCAUGCCAAGGUUCACCUCGUUGGCAUCGACAUAUUUUCCUCCAAGAAGUACGAAGAUAUUUGCCCUUCCACGCAUAAUAUGGAUGUACCGUUUGUUAAGCGAGAGGAUUAUCAGUUAACGGAUAUAUCUGACGACGGAUAUCUGUGUUUGAUGGCUGAUAACGGGGAUUUACGUGAAGAUCUCAAAAUACCCGAUGGUGAAUUAGGCACUCAACUUCGUGCCGAUUACGAUGCUGGAAAAGAAUUGCUCUGCACAGUGCUAAAAGCCUGUAACGAGGAAGUAGUAAUUGCUAUCAAAACCAACACUGCCCUCGACAAAUAAUUGUGUUCAAUUUGAACAGUACACCAAUCUCGAUACCUAUUUAACCAAUCGACACCUUAUCAUUGGUAAAAAAAGGAAAAAAGAGUCAACAAUUUCAACCAGCGGUAACUCGACAGUGGAGUAAAAGCAUCUUUUUAUCAAAGUAAUACCUACUUACUUUCUUACUAUUAUCUGAAAGAAAAAACAAAAACUCAUAACGUUAAAGUUUCUAAGCAUUGUAAGUGGGGGCUGGGUUUACGAGAAUAAAAAAUCAAGUGUGCAUCCCAGUUUUAGAAACUACACACAAAAAAACACGUUGUUUGUUAUACAAAAGAUAUGGCGACAACUUUUCAUUGAAGAGUUGAAUGAAAAUAAAAUUGGAGAAAGCCUUUACACA
Molecule: messenger RNA, 1022 nt
Organism: Ceratosolen solmsi marchali
Lineage: Eukaryota; Metazoa; Arthropoda; Insecta; Hymenoptera; Agaonidae
Gene: eEF5
Product: eukaryotic translation elongation factor 5
Exons: 4
Coding region: 164-646 (160 amino acids)
Biological process (GO): positive regulation of translational termination; positive regulation of translational elongation
Molecular function (GO): translation elongation factor activity; RNA binding; ribosome binding
Source: RefSeq, a predicted model, not a curated record